GGCUCUGCGGGAAACCUACAGUUCCUCUGUGGAGUUGGUCUUGCGUUCACGUAUGGAGAAGUAUCUCCGAAACAUCAACAUCUCUUAUCUGGAAGAUCUGCAGGUGAACAUAACGCCAGCAGCGGAGGUGGUGUUCCACUUCUUCGGAGGCAAGUCGGACGGGCGGAAGGUGCGCGAGGCGAUGAACCGGCUGGUGGAGCGCGGCCGCCUGGCCGACGUGCCGCUCGUACGCACCGCACUCGCCUUCCGGCAGGAGCCGACGCUGCUGCUGCAGCGUAACGUCAAGCACCUGCACAUCGGGCAAGUACGGAAGAGCAGAGUGGGCUGUGAGAUAACGCUGACGGACCCCUCUCUAGGACGACACCGAGACAGGAAGUCCUUGAGUCUCAAUUGCACGUACGAUCAGCCUUUGAUAAAGAGGUUAGAUAACGGUUAUUACACCAGCCAAGCCCCUUAUUAUUUGGAGUUUUAG
Schistocerca piceifrons (Central American locust) is the source of this 472-nucleotide messenger RNA. RefSeq lists its product as uncharacterized. The transcript has 5 exons. Lineage: Eukaryota; Metazoa; Arthropoda; Insecta; Orthoptera; Acrididae. The record is from RefSeq and is a predicted model, not a curated record. The coding region runs from base 53 to 472 and encodes 139 amino acids.